This is a messenger RNA of Camelina sativa (false flax), 321 nucleotides long. The record is from RefSeq and is a predicted model, not a curated record. Lineage: Eukaryota; Viridiplantae; Streptophyta; Magnoliopsida; Brassicales; Brassicaceae.
AUGAUUCUAGGGGGAUCAAAGAUCGGCCGAUUGAGCGGUGGUAAUGAGUUGAGCAGUGGUAAUGAGCUUGGCGGUGAGCUCGGCGAGAUGAGGGGAGGUAAUGAGCUCGGCGGUGAGCUUGGCGAGAUGAGCGAAGGUAAUGAGCUCGGCGGUGAGCUCGGUGAGAUGAGCGGAGGUAAUGAGCUCGGCGGUGAGCUCAGCGAGAUGAGCGGAGGUAAUGAGCUCGGCGGUGAGUUCGGCAAAAUGAGCGGAGGUAAUGAGCUCGGCAGUGAGCUCGGCGAGAUGAGCGGGGGUAAUGAGCUCGGCGGUGAGCGGGGGUAA